Terrapene triunguis (Three-toed box turtle) is the source of this 2126-nucleotide messenger RNA. It is a transcript of the gene ARHGEF25, whose product is annotated as Rho guanine nucleotide exchange factor 25. The record is from RefSeq and is a predicted model, not a curated record. Gene Ontology annotation, cellular component: plasma membrane; cytoplasm. Gene Ontology annotation, molecular function: guanyl-nucleotide exchange factor activity. Gene Ontology annotation, biological process: axon guidance. Bases 103 to 1395 code for a protein of 430 amino acids. The transcript has 13 exons. NCBI's taxonomy places the organism in Eukaryota, Metazoa, Chordata, Testudines, Emydidae.
AGAGCUCCCUGGGCAACCCCCGGAAGAGAUAACGAGUGAGGAGGAGAGAAAGAGUGCCUUAGAAAAGAGUUCGUCCUCACGGAGCUCGUGGAGACGGAGAAGAUGUACGUGGAGGACCUGGGCCAGAUAGUGGAGGGCUACAUGGCAACCAUGCGUGCCCGGGGCGUGCCCGAGGACAUGGAGGGCAAGGACAAGAUCAUCUUCGGGAACAUCCACCAGAUCUACGACUGGCACAAGGAUUACUUCCUUAAAGAGCUGGAGAAAUGUCUGCACAACCCGGACCUGCUGGCGCAGCUCUUUAUAAAACACGAGCGCCGUUUGCACAUGUACGUCGUUUACUGCCAGAACAAACCCAAAUCGGAGCACAUUGUCUCUGAGUACAUCGACUCCUAUUUUGAGGAGCUGAAGCAGGAGCUGGGCCACAGGCUGCAGCUCAAUGACUUGCUGAUCAAGCCGGUGCAGAGGAUAAUGAAAUACCAGCUGCUGCUCAAGGAUUUCCUGAAGUACUACAGCAAGGCCGGGAUGGACACGGAGCAGCUGGAGAAAGCCGUGGAGGUGAUGUGCUUCGUGCCCAAGCGCUGCAACGACAUGAUGAACGUGGGGCGGCUGCAGGGGUUUGAGGGCAAGCUGACGGCGCAGGGGAAGCUGCUGCAACAGGACACCUUCUGGGUGACGGAGCAGGACGGCGGGUUCCUGCCGCGCUGCAGGGAGCGCCGCGUCUUCCUCUUCGAGCAGCUCGUCAUCCUCAGCGAGCCGCUGGAGCGGCGCAAGGCCUUCGCCACGCCCGCCUACCUCUUCAAGAGCAGCAUCAAGGUCAGCUGCCUGGGGCUGGAGGAGGGCGUGGAGAACGACCCCUGCAAGUUCGCCCUGACGUCGCGGGGCGCCGACCGCAGCAGCGUCCGCUACGUGCUCCAGGCCGCGGCCCCCGAGAUCGCCCGGGCCUGGGCGGCCGACAUCAGCCACAUCCUGGAGACCCAGCGCGACUUCCUCAAUGCGCUGCAGUCGCCCAUCGAGUACCAGCGGCGGGAGAGCAAGUCCCACAGCCUGGGCUGGGCGGGGGCCCUGCGGGCAUCGCCACCCAGCGGCCCAAUGCGCCCCCACUCCUCCGCCUCCAUGGACAGGAACACGGGGCCCAGCUUCCGGGCCUACAACUCCUCCCUGCCCUCCAUCUACCUGCCCAGCAGCCACCCGCCGCCCACUGAGCCCGCCCGCAGCCAGAGCUCCCACGCGCCCAGGACGGCCUCCCCGGCCCAUGUUUGCCUCGACUUCCCCGGGGGCCCCCAGCCAGGCGAGCCCCCCCCUGGGGCCCUGAGGGGGGCAGGCUGCCCGCUCCCCGAGCCGGGCUCCGACACCCCCAGCGCCCGGCUUGCCAAACUCGACGAAGACGAGCUGUGACCCACCCCCCCCCACUGGGGACUCUGAAGGCUGCUGCCCCCUCCCAGCCCAAGGAGUGACCCGCGAGGAACGGCUGGGCCCCCGCUCAGAGACUGGAGUGAAGCCGGGGAGACCUGGAGCCCCACACCCCACGCUGCCCCCCCCUGGGAGGAGGGGCAGCCAGGCAGGGACCAUGGACGUGACUGUGAGCACCUUCCUUUUGGCCAAGGACCCUCAUGCUGAGGGGGGCACGGGGGUCUGCCCCUCCCCCACCCAGGACCCAUCAGUGCAUGGAGCUGCCAUGGGGCUGGCAGUAGGGUGCUGGGGAGGGGGCAAAUGGGGCUCUGAACAGAUGGGAAGGGUGCCUCUGCCCCCGCCUGGGAGCUGGGUUGGACCCAGCCGGACCCCGACCCCGUCGCCCUGACCCCCAGCUGCGGCCCCCACUUCCCCCUGCUUUGUGGCGGGGGGGUGUUCCCAGACAUCCCCUCCUUGCUCCCGGGGAACGUUUAGCAGCCCCACGCUGUCAGGGCCCUUCCCUUCCCACCCCCCAUCUCUGGCCCCAGAGAUUGCAACAUGGCCGCCCCCACCCCCACCCCUCUAGCCUGGCCCAGCCGCCCAGCCCAAAGGCGGCUUCUCUCCCAGGCUUCACCUCUCCCCAUGGGAAUCAGGCCCCCUUUCUGGACCAGAGAAUGCAAUGCGGGGCCCCCCUGGGCCCACCCCCCGGGCCCGCAGGCCCCUGUAUAUGCAUGCUG